CGGCGCCUGCGCUUCCCGCCUUUCCGGUCAGUUGCCGGUGACACCGGGGAGAGGAGGGAACGCUACGGCGGCCGGAUGGCUUCAUUUCAGAGAUCUAACAGUCAUGACAAAGUUCGGAAAAUUGUGGCAGAGGAAGGACGUACUGCCAGAAACCUGAUUGCAUGGAGUGUCCCCCUGGAAAGCAAAGAAGGUGAAGGAAAAUCCAAGUGGCCAUGUGGAAAACCUAAGAGAGGAACCCAUGGAACCCACAAACCUUCCAAACAGAACAACUCUCUUCAUUGCAAACUGAGUGCUGGUUCCACAGCAGACAAAAUCCAUGACAAAAGCCCAACCAAAACAAGGCUCCCUCGGAAGGUUGACCUGCGGGCACGAUACUGGGCAUUCCUCUUUGACAAUCUCAGGAGAGCUGUGGAUGAAAUAUAUGUGACAUGUGAAUCAGACCAAAGUGUUGUUGAAUGCAAGGAGGUGCUAAUGAUGCUGGAUAACUAUGUGAGAGAUUUCAAGGCUCUCAUUGACUGGAUUCAACUUCAAGAAAAGCUGGAGAAGACAGACGCUCAGAGCAGGCCUACCUCUUUAGCAUGGGAAGUGAAGAAAAUGUCUCCUGGACGACACGUUUUGCCCAGCCCAUCCUCUGAUAGAGUGAGCUCAACUUCUAGUGCAAGGAGGGCUCUGAAUUUUGGGGGACCUCCUAUCAGUAUAACACCCGGGCGUCUGACUCCAUCGGGUGUCAGUUGGGCUGAUAAGGUCAAAGCCAGCCACGGAAAUUCUACAAAUAAUCAACCUACUGAGAUUGUGCAUCCAUGUUCAGCAGUUCCUAUGCAGAGAGCCCUUCAUGAAAAUGAUCGGAUUGAUGGGGAAGGCUGGGAAACAGUACAACGAGGAAGGCCCAUCCGCUCCAGAUCUUCAGCUAUGACAAACAAGCCUGCUUCUAAUCCAGAUGCAAGACUUCCACAGAAGGAUGACAGCGACAAGGAGAACAUCUGUUUUAAGCCUCCAGAGGAUACCAAGAAAGAGACAUCAAAGCCAGAACACCCUCCUGUACUUGUGGAACCCCCACCUAAGGAGUUACUAUGCCCAUGUGAAAUUCCUCUGACAGAAAUCACACAGUUCACUGUUCACAAAGCCUUAGAAGAAAUAAAGACAAUAGGAUCCUUUGCUUCCCAGUCAGCCCCAAAACUACCCUGUCUGGACAUUCCAGUUGAGUUUUUGGACCCCCUUUCUAGGAUGAGAAAUUCUGAUGUCACCUGCCUUGCUGGCCCAUCAGAGGGAGGGAAAAGUGGUACUGAAAUGGAUCUUUCAAACGUGAGUGCUGGAAAAUUGUCCAUGGCAGAGGUACUUGCCAAAAAAGAAGAGCUUGCAGACCGCCUGGAGAAAGCUAAUGAAGAGGCCAUAGCAAGUGCUAUAGCAGAGGAAGAACAGUUAACCAGAGAGAUUGAAGCAGAGGAGAAUGACAUUGAAAUAGACAAUGAAAGUGAUUUCUCUGCCAGUGUGGGCAGCGGUAUGUCAUUCUGCGGGAUGUCUAUGGACUGGAAUGAGGUUUUAGCAGAUUAUGAAGCUCGAGAGUCGUGGAGACAGAACACAUCCUGGGGAGAUAUGGUGGAAGAGGAACCUUCAAGACCACCGGGGCAUGGAAUCCACAUGCAUGAAAAGCUGUCUUCACCUUCCAGGAAAAGAACAAUCGCAGAGUCCAAAAAAAAGCACGAAGAGAAGCAGCUAAAAGCACAGCAACUGAGGGAGAAGCUAAGGGAAGAGAAGGCACUGAAGCUUCAGAAAUUACUGGAAAGGGAGAAGGAAGUGAGAAAGUGGAAAGAGGAAUUACUCGAACAGAGGCGCAAAAUGAUGGAUGAGAAGCUGCUCCAUGCAGAAUUUCAGAGGGAGGUUCAGUUACAAGCCAUUGUGAAGAAGGCACAAGAAGAGGAAGCUAAGGUAAAUGAGAUUGCAUUCAUCAACACCUUAGAAGCUCAAAACAAGCGCCAUGAUGUAUUGGCCAAGCUGAAGGAGUAUGAGCAAAGGCUCAAUGAGUUGCAGGAGGAAAGACAGCGACGACAAGAGGAGAAACAAGCACGGGAUGAAGCUGUUCAGGAACGCAAAAGAGUGCUGGAAGCAGAACGCCAGGCCCGCGUUGAGGAGUUGCUGAUGAAGAGAAAGGAGCAGGAAGCCCGUAUAGAAAUGCAGAGACAAGAAAAAGAGCGUGCAAGGGAGGAUGCAGCUCGGGAGAGAGCUAGGGACAGAGAAGAAAGGUUGGCUGCCCUGACAGCAGCACAGCAAGAGGCAGUGGAGGAGCUACAAAAGAAAAUCCAGCUCAAGCAUGAUGAGAGUGUACGAAGACACCUGGAACAGAUUGAACAGCGGAAAGAGAAGGCAGCGGAGCUGAGCAGCGGCAGACAUGCAAACACAGACUAUGCUCCUAAACUCACCCCAUAUGAGCGAAAAAAGCAGUGCACUCUCUGUAGUGUAAUGAUUUCCUCUGAGGUUUACCUGUUCAGCCAUAUCAAAGGAAAGAAACACCAGCUAACAGUACGCGAGAACAGCAGCAUCCAGGGCCGGGAACUGUCAGAUGAAGAAGUGGAGCAUCUGUCUUUGAAGAAAUAUAUUGUGGACAUUAUAGUUGAAACUGCAGCUCCUGUUGAACCUGUGAAGGAGGUAGAGGAGAAGCAAAAAAAUAAAAAGAAAGCUAAAAAGUUGAAGACUCGCAUGAAUUCCAGAGCUAAAGAAUAUGAGAGUGCCCUGGAAGCGAAAACCCCUGUGUCUGACUCUCCGUACAAAGCUAAAUUGCAAAGACUUACCAAAGACCUCCAGAAACAACUGCAAACUCAGGACACUGGGAUUUGGGCCACCAAUAAAGUGUCUGCUCUAGACAGAGCUUUGGGAGAAGUUUCUCGGAUCUUAGAAAAGCAGAAUACUCCUGAUCAGAUUUCUUUCCGGGCCGGUGGCGGGCUGAUGGUGGUAGAACAGAUUUUGCAAAUUGCGACACCUGUGUGUAACCCCAGCACAUCUUCCCGCAUCCCUUUCAAGUCUCUGUGCAAUGCUGUAAAUCUCUAUAUAUUAACAUGCAGUAAUUGUCUAGAGAAUUGCACCUAUGUCCUCAUGAGCAGCAAGAUCACAUUCCUUCUGGACCUUCUCAUACAGCAGCUGACGUUGACUGGUAAAGCAGGGGGGGGUCUUCGGGGAAAACACGCAACUAGAGACUUGAUGGGACCUGUGGUCCACUCUGGAACGUCGAUUCGCCAGAAGACCCCAAGAACAUGGACUUCUCUGUUUGAGCAUUGCCAAGAAUGGACUAUUUCCAAAGAGGCUUCACCUUUGCAGUUAUUUGUCCCAGAUGAUGACAAGACCAGCCAAGGGAGAAGCGUUAACAAGCAGACCUUUGAUAGUUUAACCACAGGACUCCUCCAGCUCUUCUGUAAAAUAUUCUCAUGUCUAACAGCCAGUUCUCCAGCUGGAUGUGGACAGAAUGAAGUCAUCAAAACAAAGCUUGAAGCCAAAGCUAAGAUGUCUCCAACUGAUGCUUUCAAUGGACGUGUCCAGGACAUCAUCAGCUACACCAUUAAUAUUGGUCUGAUUGACAAGCUCUCCAGCUGCUUUCUUUCUGUACAAGGUCCUCUUGAUGAAAAUCCCAAAAUAUCGUUGUUCUUGCAGGCGGCCACUACUCUGCUACAUGAACUGUGCAGGCUAUGUAUUUCUGUGUCUGGCAAUUCUUGGGACAUAUUCGAAAGUUCUCAGGAUCCUUCAGGACUGUCCGCUGCACUACAAAAUUCAGAUCUUGUUGGCGUCUUACAUAUGUUAUAUUGUGCUUUAUUUCAUAAUUCCUCCUCUGAGCCAAGUGUUUCUAAUUCCAAAGAAACAUACGAGCAACACACCAUCCAAGUGGCAAUGCACAGCCUGCGGUUUCUUAACAGCUUUGCUACACUUCAUCUCCAGUCCUUUCAGUCUGUUGUAGGAGCAGAGGGUCUUUCUCUUGCCUUCCGGCAUGUCAUCAGUUACCUGAUUUGGUUCUGCACUCAGUACACAUGUGAGGAACUUCUUCAUGAAAUUAUUGUGUGUGUUGGAUACUUCACAGUGAAUAAUCUGGACAAUCAGGUCAUUGUCCAGUCUGGCCGUCACCCCACUGUUCUUCAGAAACUUUGCCAGCUCCCCUUCCAGUAUUUUAGUGACUCCCGGCUGGUCCGGCUGCUAUUUCCUUCACUGAUUGCCGCCUGCUACAACAAUCUGCAGAAUCGACUGAUUUUGGAACAGGAGUUGAGCUGUCAGCUGCUUGCCACUUUUAUUCAGGACUGUUUGCAAGGAUCAAGUCAUCCCGUCAGUAGAACGUCUUCACACAAAGAUUUCCAGCAGUACCUUGAAUUCUCUUGCCGUUUCCCACGUCAUUGCUGGGAACCCUCUCGUCAGUUUUUCCUGAAAAAAGAUUAAGCUGCGAUAAUAAUUUUAUAAUGUUUUAAUAUGGGGGGGUUGGUUAUAGAUCCAUAACUCCUCCUACCACAUGUACAGAAUUGACACAUUAUGUAAUAUAAUUUAAUAUGCUGUGUGUGUAAAAAUGUUCCAUAUUGUUAAUGUGCACUAUUUAUAUGUUCCGCAUGUAGAUAUAUUGUGCUGUGAGAUUUUGCUUGCAUGCUAAGAUAAACUUGGUUAAUCGUUUUUAUAUUUUCCCGCUUACUACAAAAAUAAUCUCGCCUUGCGCAUUGUUUACCAGUGAGCUGCAGAUUACUACUUGGCAGUGAUCGGGAACUGUAUUAAACUGAAAUUUCCAAUUCUAUAUAUCUUGAAAUAAAAUAACUUAUUUUCUU
This is a messenger RNA of Rana temporaria (common frog), 4784 nucleotides long. It is a transcript of the gene SCAPER, whose product is annotated as S-phase cyclin A associated protein in the ER. NCBI's taxonomy places the organism in Eukaryota, Metazoa, Chordata, Amphibia, Anura, Ranidae. The record is from RefSeq and is a predicted model, not a curated record. Gene Ontology annotation, molecular function: nucleic acid binding; zinc ion binding. The transcript is spliced from 32 exons. The coding region runs from base 76 to 4410 and encodes 1444 amino acids.